Triplophysa dalaica is the source of this 2711-nucleotide messenger RNA. RefSeq names its product JAZF zinc finger 1b (gene jazf1b). Gene Ontology annotation, cellular component: nucleus. The transcript has 5 exons. The coding region runs from base 141 to 872 and encodes 243 amino acids. The record is from RefSeq and is a predicted model, not a curated record. Lineage: Eukaryota; Metazoa; Chordata; Actinopteri; Cypriniformes; Nemacheilidae.
UGCCCAGUCUCUCUCUCUUCCCCGUUCUAAUCCAGCUGCUGCUGCCGCCGCUGUCUGCGUUCACGGUGCGAGCGCGCGCGCGUGCGUGCACUCUGCUUUCCGCUCGCCCCGAGCUGCUGCUCCUCAAUGUAGCGAAGACCAUGACAGGCAUCGCCGCCGCCUCCUUCUUCUCCAACAUCUGCCAGUUCGAGGGCUGCGGGCUGCACUUCGAGUCGCUGGCCGAGCUCAUCGCGCACAUCGAGGAUAACCACAUCGAUACAGAUCCUCGCAUGUUGGAGAAACAGGAACUUCAGCAGCCCACGUACAUCGCCCUCAGCUACAUUAACAGGUUCAUGACAGACGCGGCACGCCGGGAGCAUGAUUCUGUAAAGAAGAAGGUUCAGCCAAAGCUGUCACUCUCAAUGACGGGCAACCUUUCACGCAACAGUGUGGCCACGCCCCCUCGCCACAAUAGCGGGAACCUCACUCCACCCGUCACCCCGCCCAUUACGCCCUCAUCCUCAUUUAGGAGUAGCACCCCCACAGGUAGCGAGUAUGAUGAGGAAGAAGCAGAAUACGAAGAGUCUGACAGCGACGAGUCAUGGACCACCGAAAGUGCCAUUAGUUCAGAAUCCAUCCUGAGUUCCAUGUGCAUGAAUGGAGGAGAUGAGAAACCGUUCGCGUGCCCUGUGCCUGGAUGCAAAAAGAAAUACAAGAAUGUGAAUGGUAUUAAGUACCAUGCAAAGAAUGGCCAUCGCACUCAGAUUCGCGUCCGCAAGCCUUUCAAGUGCCGGUGUGGUAAAAGCUACAAAAGCUCUCAGGGGCUUCGACACCACACCAUCAACUUUCACCCCCCUGUCUCUGCUGACAUCAUCCGUAAGAUGCAGCAGUAGAGUGCCAACCGCCUCCUCUGCAUUCACAAAUACAUAUAUGUGAAAUACAUGCACACCAAUACAGUUUGUACGCUGCAAACCUCCAUAUUCAUCCUCACCAGCGGCUGUGGCUGUCCAGUAUCUCAGAUCCAUCUUUCUCUUAUGUCAUAUGCUUUUUGGAAAACAUCCAAAAAAUACAUCUGAAGUUCUACCUAACGUAUUAUACUCUUUUAAGAGUAAUAAUAUUUCAUACAUUCAUAUUUUUAUACUCCUCUUAGUGAAGUCUAUCGUUCCUUACCUCCAUAUAGCACAGCCCUCCGUGCAAAAUACACUACACUCCGAAUUGCAUGCUUUAAUUCUUUUAUCUUCAUUUGUUUGAUUUCCUCUGCUUAUUUGUGUCAGAGUUCAGUUUUGUAUUUUUGCACAUUCGCCAUCAUUCUUUUUUCCGUCUUCCUUUUUGAUCUAAGGUGCUUGUUGCUAUAGAACGACGGAUGAAAAGAGAAAUUGCGUGUUGUUCCGUUGAGAAAAAUGAAUGGUUAAUAGCAGCCCUGGAGGAGAUUCAAAAACCAGCUUCACACUGAAUGGAGAAGCUUGAGAGUUCAUCCUGUCAGUCAGGAAGUCAAAACAGGAAUGGCUUGAAAAGUCUGAAUGUGUGUAAAAUAACAAAAUAUUAACACCUAUAUAUAAGCAACAUUCAUAGUUUUAGAUUGUGUAUAUAAAUAUAUUCUAUUAACUUUCAUAGUCAAGUGUAAAUUCUAUACUGUAUAACUUUUAUUUUCUAUAAUUUCAUCUGAAUUUACAGUAAGAGCUGACAAUAUUGUAUAUUGUUUUUUUCUUUGGUAGUGCUUUGGUUAAACUCAGAAAAAAGUACCAAAUGACUCUCAGGUGACAAAUCGCUAGCAUUUCAGAACCAUAAUCCUGCCCGAUUUAUGAUAUUAUUUUUAGAGUAAGCUGUUACACACUUCUCAGAUCCACUGUGGCGGGAGUGUACAAACCUCCGCGGUGAAUUCAUGUGAUCUGGUGGAGAACCUAAAGCACUUUGUAGUGACCAGUUGCCAACCUGUUUAAGGAAUUUUGUAUUGCCAACAUAUCCGACGUCGCAGUCUUGGCUGCGAAUCAGCAGUGAAAUUUAAAGGACUAACAUGGAGGUUGUAGAGGAUACCUUUUGUUGUUUUAUUCAAGCUAAAGGGAAGGGUUUUUGCUAUACCUCCAAUGGCUUGUUAGUAGAGAUUAUGUAUACUGGUUGCCUUGAAUUGCCGUAAACCACAGCAUUCCAGUACAGUAUGUGUAGCCAUGUGUCAAUCGAAAGCCUGAUUCAGAUUUCAAUUCUGAUUGUGUGUUCACUCCUUGUUCUCCUUGAGACCUUAAUAGAUAGGCGACCCCUUAUAGAAACAUUAUAAGUUCCAACCAACCCUGACAAAAAGCUAUUCAAGUGUGGACAUUGCAUCAGAAUGGUACUCGCUUUUGGACUUAUAAAUGAAGGGGUCACUAGACCCUCCAGAAAUCCCAGCCAGAUCAGGACCUGCCAAUUCCUCAUUAUGACAUCACAGAUGUUUGUUUUCAUGGGAUGGCAGUAUCAGUUUCGAUGACAUUGUGACAGUAUUACACUGCCAAUAUAGAGGGAAGUAUUUGAUAUAUUGUGUACUUAAUGUAUUGUUAACGUCUGUAUGUGAGUGCUUUAAAUUAUAUUUUCUAAAGUUUCUGGACAAUAAUGUUCCUACAUGUAAUGAAGUCAAACACCAGAUGUUGUUUUGAAACUGGUGACAUUUUCUGCAACAAAAGAAAAAAAGGAAAAAAAAGCUGCUUUGUAAAUAUACACCUGGUUCCAUUUUGAACAUUAAAAUGACCUCUGAUGUGUUU